AUGACGUGGCUGAGCUGCUUACAGGAAUGUGCAAUCUGUCAGCGACUGCCCCAGAGGAUCGGAAGGUUGGGGCAUUGCAGUCUCACAGCUGCUUGUUCUGGGGAUCUCUUCUCUGCUUCCAGCACCAGCCAGCGCCUGACAGAGCUGGAACUGAAGAAUAAAAAACUGGGAGAUUCCCAAGUGCAGCUGCUGUGGGAGGGACCUCCAGACUGCAAAAAGCAGAAGAUACAGUUGCAGAGUUGCAGUCACACAACUGCCUGUUGUGGGAAUCUCUCUUCUGUUCUCAGCACCAGCCAGACCCUGACAGAGUUAGACCUGAAGAACAACACCAUCAGAGAUUCAGGCGUGCAGCUGCUGUGUGAGGGACUGAAACAUCCCAACUGCAAACUACAGAAACUAGGAUUGGAGAAAUGCGAUUUCACAGCGGCGUGUUGCGGGGAGCUCUCCUCCGCUCUCAGCACCAGCCCAACCCUGGCCGAGCUGGACCUGCAGGAGAACAAACCGGAAGAUUCCGGAGUGAAGCUGCUGUGUGAGGGGCUGACACAGCCAGCCUGCAACCUGCAGAAACGGGUCUUGUCCAAGUGGCAUGUAACCAAAGAAACACAGGCAGAGCUGGAUGCUGUGAAAAAGAUAAAACCUGAUCUGGUCAUAGAGAGAUAGCAGAGCUUGUGAGCGGGAGAUACUGCACCAUUGUGGGUCUGGUUUGGCUGGCCUGCCCCCAGCUGGGGCAACAGCUUAGGGACAGAUGGACACUUGCCUCUUUUUGAGAGAAUCCCUGCCAUCCCCUGGGACUCCCAACAGCAUAUUUCAGUUAGGUAGAUUGUCAGGGCCAACCCUCCUGCAUGAGAGUGAGAGAGACAGGAGUAGGAGCUAGAUUUGCUCUGCUUUUGGUCUGACCUUGGUGGGGGAAGUUGGAUUGUGGGGGGGAGUGAGCAAGAUGGAGGAAGGGGGUCAGGGCCCAGGAGAGGGAGAGAUGUGGAAACUUGAUGGAGAGAUCUGGUAACUGCCCCUGUUCAGUCUGUCAGGGCAGGGGGGGAGACUCAAGAACCAGUCAGAAAUUUCCAUUCUGUUCCAAUAGCUCAGUCACUAUUUGUAUAUUUACAAGGGGGUUUGUAGUUUUUCACAAUCCCUCAGCUAUUAAAUCGGGAUUUCCUGUGUCUGUCUCCAACAUUUUAUUUAUCCCGAGUGUAGAUUUGUGUCAGUUUUGCUGGAGUCCAGUAAAGAUCAUGAAUCAAGAAAUAAUGCUUCCCUUCAGUGUUUGUAUUUCUUGUGAUAGUUGUGCUAAUGCACAAGAACUCUUACCUUCUUCAGGGCUACAGGAGUCCUCAGGGACAUUUUUUCAUGGUCCCAGGUUCUUAUCCAAUACAGUCAACACUGUCAGAAGAUUUUUCAUGGAAAAUGUCCAUUUAGGCAGCUAGAAGAGGGCUUGUUUUUUUCCUCUCGGGGCACUCCCAGCUUUUUCCAAAAGGUAAAAGGUCUCUGAAUGCCCAAUGAGGAGUGGAGAACAAAGGCUUAGGAUGGGGAGAAGGCUAUGUUUAUGGCUGAUCUCCUGGCAUUUUCAAAAACUCUAACAGGAGUCCCAUGUACCCAGACAGAUGCUGCUACGCUAGUUAUGCCUGACACACAACUAAUUUAUCAGGUACUCGUGGACAAACUUGACUCAGACGUUUAUUUACUCACACUGAUUGAUAGACCUCCCAAACACACAGAGUAUAAGUUUGAGUGAGACAAACAGCUCAUGUUUCGGGGAUUGACCUCGGCAGGAGCAGGACUGGGCCUUCCCUGGCGCAGUGCAAAAAAUGUUAGAAAAAAUUUACAUUUUUAAAGAAGGUAAUUUGUGAGAGGGGUGGGGAGACUUUAGCUUAAGGACCCCUAGAUUGAAUGAUUCCAAAUUUGAACCAUUAACUCUCCCCUUAGCCCAAAUCUAAGGGGGGGGGGAAGGCUUUUGUUUGUGCUCUUUGUUUGGGAAGUCAUUCGCUCUUGGGACUGAGAGGGACCAGACAUCAAUCCAGGUUCUCCACAUCUUUCUA
Molecule: messenger RNA, 2030 nt
Organism: Chrysemys picta bellii (western painted turtle)
Lineage: Eukaryota; Metazoa; Chordata; Testudines; Emydidae
Source: RefSeq, a predicted model, not a curated record